AUGCAGUUCAAACGAUCCCUCCAGCUCGUCGUUCUCGCGGUCGCUGCAGUCCUCUUCGUCGAGGCGCACCCAAUCGACACAACCAUCGAGGAGAGGCAGCUCUUACCAAUUAUCAGCAUCCUCCUCCCGGGCCUGUUCCCACCAAAACCCACCAUCCCAAGCUUGCCACUCCCGACCGGACUCCCCGUCCCAUCGCUUCCAGUGCCAUCGCUCCCGGUACCCGUACCCCAGCAGCCACCCCAGCAACUCCCCUCGCUCCCCCCGCUCCCAAAUCUCCCAGAGUUUCCCGCGUGGCCUGCAUGGCCCGCCUUCCCAGCGUUCCCCGCUUUCCCCGCUUUCCCAGCGUUCACGUAG
Messenger RNA from Cyclocybe aegerita, 354 nucleotides. The record is from the annotation of a GenBank genome assembly. Lineage: Eukaryota; Fungi; Basidiomycota; Agaricomycetes; Agaricales; Hemipholiotaceae.